This is a messenger RNA of Bicyclus anynana (squinting bush brown), 11279 nucleotides long. RefSeq lists its product as uncharacterized. Bases 127 to 3378 code for a protein of 1083 amino acids. The transcript is spliced from 22 exons. The record is from RefSeq and is a predicted model, not a curated record. Gene Ontology annotation, molecular function: GTPase activator activity; protein binding. Lineage: Eukaryota; Metazoa; Arthropoda; Insecta; Lepidoptera; Nymphalidae. Gene Ontology annotation, biological process: signal transduction. Gene Ontology annotation, cellular component: cytoplasm; cytoskeleton.
UCUGUGGCAUGUGGGCGAAGUAAACACUCAACAUGGAUGAUUUCUCGUAAAACUUGUCCGAUUUUUAGUUAAAAAUGUAAUUUAAGCCCCAUUAUAGAAGAGAAAAUACAUAAUUCGUUUGAUAAAAUGUCGUCCGAAAGGGUGGAAUGGGUGGAAAUAAUAGAACCUAAGACAAAGGAACAUAUGUAUGCUAACCUAACAACUGGCGAAUGUGUUUGGGAUCCUCCUGAGGGUGUAAAAGUGAAACGCACGGAUUCAUCUCAAUGGUGGGAGUUGUUUGACAUCAAUACACAUAGGUUUUACUACUACAAUGCAUCUACUCAGACUACAGUUUGGCACAGGCCUACAGAUUGUGACAUCAUCCCGUUGGCCAAAUUACAGACUCUAAAACAAAACACUGAUCCACAAAAAAGGCGAGAAACAUCAACACAAACUAACCAAGCAGUGCCACAGGUGUCAUUACUUGAUCCAAUCAGUAGCAAUGGUAACACCACCACACCAAGUGUGAGCAAGCUAUCACCUAACAACACUAAGAAUGUCACCAUCACACAAACCAGUCCUGUGCGUACGAGGAGAGGGCAUUAUCAUCACAGUGGCUCUGAGUGCAGGAACAGCGGCGAGGGCCGGCGCGGGCGGCUGAGCGAGGACGGCACGGCGGCGCUGUGUCGGCACACGGACUCGGGCCGCUCCUCCGACAGCAGCAUCAGCAGCGCGCAGCAACGGCGGAAGCAGGAGCUAAACGCUGCGACGUGCGCCGUAGCUGCGUGCACGCCUCAGCUGCGCAAACGCAGCUCAGCGCAGCCCGCGCCCAUCCACGAGCCUGACAAGUGGUCUCCUCAUUCUGGCCUCAACCGCAGUGGUAGUUUCAUAUCGCCCCGGAAGGAUGCGUCGGACGAUUCUAUGCACGAAAAGUAUUUCAAGUCCGUAGAAAGUACGCCAUUAACGAGACGUAAGUUAAAACAACAGUCUGCCGGUGGUUCGUCUUGUGAUUCGGCAUCGCCGCAAAGUCCGAGCAGUCCUCUUCCCAAACCACAACCUACACCGUUCUUACAGGCAAGUGCGGCGCGGCCGUCCCUGGUGUCGUCGAUCUCCCUGGCGGCGGAGGGGGCGCGCGCGCUGCACUCGCUGGAGCGGCCGCACCACCUCUCGCGGCACGCACGAGAGAGGUUCUCAGACAGGCACCUAGAUAAGGAGCGGUUAGCGGAGUUGGAGCGCAUGGAGCGGUAUCCGGAGAAGCAAGCCGUGUACAGCGUGGACAAGCCGUUCCGUCAGACCAGCCUCGAUCUGCGGCACAACGCGUCCAGUUGGCAUCCCCCAAGGGAGUUCACAAGACGGCAGCAGGCGGAACCGGAGCGGUACACGUCGAGCAAGACGUCGGUGUCGUCGGGCGGCAGCAGCAAGCACCGCACGCCGCCGCACGACCCGCACCACAACUUCAUGCGCCUCUCCUCCGCCAACGAACAGGACAACGUUGCCGCUGUAAACUACAAGCUGAAAUGCGUCAACUUGGAACCAGCUCUGACAGAGCCUAAUGUACAGAAGCACAACCAACGCCUUGAAAGGUCCACCGGGCCACGAGAUCGUACGAAAUCACGAAGGCAUAAGAGGCCGGUGGAGGAUGAGCAGCUGCAGGACGGCGAGGAGGAGGAGGAGGACGGUGGCGGCUCCCCGCUCUACUGCAACUGGGACCUUCGCGGCAUGCAGCACUUGCUGCCCCUGCAGGACUACAUCAUACAGCAGGCCAAGUUGUCCAGCCGGGGGCGCUACGGUGGCGGCUCAGAUUCGGACGGCGAGUCAGGCACGUCGCGCUCCCGGUCCGGCUCCGAGUCGCGUUCCUUGUCCGGACACGAGCCUGACAACGAGUCGUCGGACGGCGGGGCCCGGACGCCGGACGAUGACGACGGGUCCGGCGUGUACCUGCCGCAUACGUACGCGCAGCGACCGUCCGACGUCGAGUAUAUGAACCACGGUGUUUCGUACUACAACACGUUCGUCGGCUUCGAGCGCGAUCGGCAACCUUCGCCUGGUAUACAUAGGACAUCGUCGCUGGGCGGCGGCGCGGCGGCGGGCGAGGCGAGCGGCGCGCGGCCGGAGGGCGCAUUGUACAGCCCCGUGCGCGCGCACGCGCCGCACGCGCACGCGCACCCGCACCCGCCGCCCGAGCAGGACAUCGAGAUCUUCGCCAAGGACAACCUCAACUUCAACAAAGGCAUCUUCAGGAGAAAGGCAUCAGUGAGAGACAUGCUGUCGUGGACGUCCUCAUCCAUAAGCGCGCCCAUGGUGGGCGCGGACUGGGACAAGGCGCACAAGAAGGCGACCAUCGACCUGUUCCGCCUGGUGCAGAUCUACAUGGGCGACCGCAAGGCGCGACCGGGCAUGACGCUCAACUCGGUCGCGCAGGACAUCUUACACGCCACCUUCACCAAUGAGAAGCUUCGAGACGAGCUGUACGUUCAACUGUGUAGACAAACAACGGAGAACCCUCUGAGGGAUUCCCUCCUCCGAGGAUGGGAGUUGCUCGCAGUGUGCCUUGCCUUCGUUCCUCCGUCGCCCGCCUUCCAGCCGGCGCUCACCAACUACGUCAAUCGACAUCGGGACCCUGCUUUUGCCGACUGUUUCCCCGAGGUUGGAAAGUGGCCGAUUCACGUCCAAGUGUCCCAUUACGCGAGCGUAGCAUGUAAACGACUCGAAAGAAUAGGAUUCGGUGGGAAAAGGCCUCCACGGAAACCUAGUACUGAAGAUAUUGACCAAGCUAGAAUCCAAAUAUUCCGCCAAUCGAUGUUCGGCAACACGCUGUCCGAAGUGAUGGCUCUCCAGCGCGAGCGGUUCCCAGCGCGCCAGCUACCCUGGGUGCAGACGGCGCUCUCGCAGCAGGUGCUGGCGCUCAACGGCCGCGAGACCGAGGGCAUCUUCAGGGUGUCCGCUGACGUGGACGAGGUCAACGCGCUCAAGGCCAAGAUCGACAACUGGGAGCUGCCCGACGCUUCUAUGUUGACAGAUGCCCACGCCCCGGCAAGCCUGCUCAAGCUGUGGUACCGCGAGUUAUAUGAGCCGCUGAUUCCCGACGCUCUGUACGGCGCUUGCGUCGCCGCUGGGUGCGACUUCGCCGCUUGUACGCGAGCGUUGCAACGGUUGCCGUCGCUUAAUAGGCUGGUACUUACAUAUUUAAUAAGUUUUCUACAACAAUUCAGUGCACCAGAAGUGGUAAGUCAAACCAAAAUGGAUUCGGCUAACCUAGCGAUGGUUUUCGCCCCGAAUUGUCUCCGAUGUACCUCGCAGGACCCAAGGGUCAUACUCGAAAACGCGCGCAAAGAAAUGACCUUCAUGAAAACCCUUAUUACGAACCUCGAUACAUCUCACGUCCACGAUCUGCUGUGACCGUUGAAUCUCAAUUAUUGUAACAACAAUUUCUAGCGAAUGUUUAUUAGACUACUUAACGAAUUUUCUUAAUCAUAUAGCAAUAUAAUGCAAUGCCUUUAGUGCAAAUAGUGUUUGAGACGAUAACCUCUAUUCCUGUAUAUCAUUGAUAUAAUUUUGUAUGUAAGUUGUAGGUAAACGUCGAAUACUUACCAACAUUUGUUGUCGAUAGUUCCGACUUACCUACUGCUAGAGAAAUCAAUUGAGCAUUUGCUUUGAGUGUACUUGGGGCUUUAGGACUAUUUAUAAUAAUGCUUUUUUAUUCAACAUUUUAGAACUUGAAUGAAUAUAUCUCCUUAUGUUAUUGCGAUAAGGCGUUUGAUGAUAGCACAUUUAUUUGGGACGGGUACAGUUUCUUUAAUCCGUAUUCCUAGUUUUUGCAGCAACGUAUCGCAACUAAACACUAAUACACUGGUAUGUCUUGGACGGUGGGGUGGUAACUACGAGAAUCUAAAAAACCAAGCUUCCUAUUAUCAGACCACUUCACUAUUUCAUUUAGGUACUUUUAUCUAGGUAUAUUUUAGUCAACCGGCAUUCGACGUUUGCCUGCAACACGUGUACACGUCGUAUAUGUAAUUAUAUAUGACUUGCGCGUGGACUAUUAACGUUUUCAAUAUGACGUAAAUAGUUCCACUAUCAGCUAGACCAUUAGCUGACUAUGUUUUCAAAAAUAAAAGCUAUUCGUAUUGAGGCCUUAUGUGACAUUUACAGUGGAAUUCAUAGAGGUUGUAGGGGCAUCCCCAAGGAAUCAUUCAGCCGCUGAGUGUCGAAUUUAACCUCUAUUUGUUUGGGAAUUUGACACUCAACAGGUGAAUGAUCCCCUGGCGAUGGAAUAUGAAUUCCACUGAUAAUAUCAUCAAAUAGAACAUUUGUAUCAUUCAAUGUAUUUAUCUCAAAUAAUCCCGCUAGCUUUAAUUUUUUAAAAAGCUAACUAACAUGCGUCAAUGGGAUAUCUUGACACGAGAGUCAACCAAUAGGUGGAAUCAACUUUCUCUCGUCUUAAACAUGCCGUAGUCGUGAAUGUUAGGCUUAUCAAGUUAGCGAAUGGCCUAGCUGGUGUGAUACGACUCAUGUAUUCCAAUAAAUUGAAAUAUAUUCGACGUUCUUGUAUAUUUUUUGUAUUUUUGUACGCUGUAUAUUGAUAAUUUUAUUUUGGUUGUAUCCAAAGAUAUUUAAUGAGAUGUGAUUUUUAAUUAUAUUUUAGAAUUGAGCUUUACAAAAGUGUAUGUGCAAUGUUUUCCGCGCCGUCUUGUUACGGAGAUACGAUUGCGUGUUUGUUACAUAUUAUUAUGAUUACUUAUUAGUUACUAUAAUUUACGUGUAAUAAGUUAGGUUAUUAUUUUUUUACCUUUUAAAAUAUAUGGUCCGAGAGCUGGUCGACAUUUUCGGGCGGGUAUUUGAGGCAAGCUGAAAACUUGUACUUUGUCUCUCCUGUACCCUCGCACAGAAAUAGUGCCACAAACUUUUAUGACCCGGUGGGCAAAACUGGAAGUCACUUCCAUUAACGUUGCCACUAUAUAAAACAUUAUAUUAUAGCUUGGCAAGUUCGUUGAUGACACUCCCAUGAUAUGCAGGCGACGGGGGGAAGGACUACGCGGGUGUGAAGUCGAGUGCGCGGGGCAGAGGGAAGGACUGUACGGGUAUGAUCCGUGCGCGCGGGUCAUCGCUAAACGCGGACCAUCGGGAGUGUUAUGAACGAAUUUGCCAAGUUGUAACAAACAGGGCCAUAAAUAUUUGUGGCACUAUGGUUGAUUCUUUGACUGUGCCAGAUGCUUACAAUUUGCAGAUCUUUAAAAAAUUAACAAGUUUAAAAUCCGGACUGGCUUAUUUAUUUUUUUUUUAUCUUUAAAAUUAUAAGAACAUAAAAAUAAAUAAGCCAGUAAAUUAAAUAUUAAUAUUUAACUGUAUAAACUUUCAGAUUGAGUCAAGGAUAUUUAAAAAAAAACUUGUGCGUCUCGGGACGCUUAUUGAAAGUUACUUAAUUUUUCGUGCAGUCGCGAGCGCAAGCCAGACAGAGCGCCGUAAUGCGUUACGUUACCAAGCGCUUUACCCUCCAUUAUAAAGUUAUCACAUCAAAAAACCCCAAUACACCAACCUAGAGUUCUGUGUAAGGGGGCAGUACAGGUACAAGACAAGUUUUCAACUUGCCUCAAAUACCUACCCAAAAGUGUCGACCAGCUCUUGGACUAAUACUAUAAUUACGUACGUAGGUGCGGUUAUAUAAGCGCUUUAUUUACGCGCACUUAAUCAAAUUACGAAGAGACGAAUUAAAAAUUAUGAGAAUUGAAGCUUUAUCGAGAAACACAUCACAUUAACGUAUUGUCUUGAUGAAUUAUUGCAAUGAAAGCUUUAUGAAUGUGUGAGAGGUUUCUAGUUUUUAUCUCGAUGUCCUUUUUGGGCCAAUGUCGUCAGAAUGUUAUAACAUUUUUGGAAAACCCACUGCAUGACGGUAGAGGUUUUUAAGCGAAAUUUGUUUAUAAAAAAGUAAUAAUAAUAAAUAAAUUUAUAUCACACGAAAUAUGGCAUUACAAAAAUAGACUGAUGAAAAAUCGUAGCAGCUAUGUUCAAUCGAUUUUAGGUAUAUUUUGUUUUUAAAUUUAAAUUUAUAAGGAAUGCUCUACACAUAUGCUAGUCAACACAUUCUAUUCGGCGAAUAUGUUUGUAAUGUUGGUAAAAUCAUUGUGGUUUGAAUGAGCUGUAACUUUCACCUUUUCAAACAUCUAUUAUAAAUUGUAAAGACUGCUAAAUUACCUUUGCACCACCACAAAGUGGCAUAAGGCAUAUGUGAAGGAAAGCCAAAAUAUGAAAGCAAAGCAAUAUAGUUCUUUUUUUUCUUAUUUUUUUUUAAAGAAUAUUUGCCAUAAAUCUUUUAUAAUAUGACCAAUAUUCGCAUUCCCCUCCCAACUAUUCGGGAAAUACUGUGUGGGUACUACAAUAGACUAACGGGGCGGGGAUUUCAUUUCAUUUCAUUUAUUUUGCUGAGAACACAUACAAUCUAAUGUAUUCAGCCAUUUCUGGCAUACAACAAUUUAUAUUACAAAUACUAUUGACAAAAUAUAAAAAAAUAAAUUCAAUAGCAGAUGAUUAAUCAAAAAAUAAAAAUUAUCGAUCGAACCACCACCCCUCGGUGAUGAGUCCAACCGCUCUUACCGUUGAGCUAUUGAGGCUUUAGUUUGUAAAUUAUCAUCUCCCAUCUCCCCCAUCAUCAACCCGUAUCGCUGAUUCGACGAUUAUUUACCUGCAUAUGUGUAUAGUACGCCUCACGGUAUAUAUAUUACGUGUAUUUUUAACGUAGAUGCAACAAUUGGCACAGUAUUUUGGCUUACGUUUUUCUGUAUUAUUUUUAAUCUAUUUUUUAUUGCUCGUUUAAUUAUUAAUUUUUAAUGGAAAAAAAACAAACCUUGCUAAGAAUACAUAACCACAGAAUAAUUAAAACAAAUACAACAACGCCUGUAGAGUAGAGGAGGUAUGUAGAGGCUAAAAUUAUACAAAAAGCACUGAAUAAUUUUAUUAUUAAUUUAAAGAUGCGUACUUUCCUCGCCCAUAUCGUAAAAUUAUCGAAAUUAGGAUUUGUAAUUUACUGCAAAAUUAUUAUUUGUAAUAAAUAAAUAUCAUAUUAAAUAAUAACAAAACGGUUAUGUUUCGUUGCUUUACGGCCGUUUUCAAAUAAUCUAUCUAUCCGCCAUUUCGCUUACUAAAGUUAAGAAAAUCUAUCUUUCUGUUCUUAUCUGCUUUUCAAUAACCCACUGACAGAUAGUUUGAAUAUGUAAAGAUAGCUUGACUGUUACUGAUAAUCGAGGAUAGCUAUCUAUCCGUAAUCUUGGGUAGGUUAUUAAAAACGGCCGUCAGACUGCGAUUAUUUUUAAUAACACAAUUCACACUCAGAUCGUUUGACAAAAACACGUACUAACAACUCUAUAUAUUGUCUCAUUUAAGUAGUUACGUGGAAAGACUUAAACGGCAGCUAAAAGCAAUUUAAUAGUUCAAAUGUGAGACCACAGUUAUAAUUACUAUUAUCUUGAAGUUUAUUAAAAUUUAAAAUACAGGAACAUAAAAAUAAAUCCAUUUACUCAUCUAUAAAAUACACUAUCGUCAUAACUUUCAUUGUUGGCAGCUCUAUAGUUUUAAGCAAUUAAAAAAUAUUAUAUGUUCAUAUAGAUAUGAAAUUAAGAAGUGUUUCAAAAUAAAUAUAGACAUAAAAUAGAACUAGUAUUUACUGUAAUACUUUACUAUAGAUACUCCAUAAAUAAUAAAGGAAGUAAUAUAUAAAGCAGACCAAAUUUUUAAAACACAAUAUUUGCUAUCAUAUUAAACUUAUAUACAUCAUUAUAUUAUCUCGUAAUUUGAUUUAACUUUGUCACAAUAAACUGAUUUAUAUUACAUGAUCGCUACAGUCACAAAAAUGCAUUUAUUUCUAUGAAUCAUAUUAUACAUUUUUUUUUAUCUCUAGAUAAUAAGCUAAAGUUUGAAUUGGCUAGGCUUUGUAAUGGUGCCUCAAAAAUAACCGUAAUACAAAAAUAAAAAUAUCGAUAAUAUUACACGCUUAGCUUUCUUUUACUUCUCAUAACAAAUGUCUCGAAGAGUUAUUUUUCGUUUACGGAAUUUACUCGUAACUGUAUAGCUGUAGAUCAUUAUUUAAAAUAAUUUGUAUCGACUUGCUAGACAAUACUGCAUAGAAAUUCAAAAGUUACGUACAGACAAAGUAGGAUUAAUAAUGGUUACGAAGAUAAUAUAUAAAACAUAACCCUGCUUGUAAUACUUAAGUACUCGUCUAACGAAUAUUUCUUAAUAAAAAAAUAUAUUGUUUGAAUAAUAACAAAAACUUUGAAUAAUAAACGAAAAAUUGAUUACAUGGAACGCCUGCAUUUUGGUAUGAUUGAUGAAUUAUUUAUAUGUCCUAACUUGUUCAAUGCUGUUCUCUUUAUGCUCGAGUCAAAAAUUUCGAGGGAAAAUGCUCUAUUGACUCCACUAAUAAGACCAAUGACUGAAUCUACCAUCAGAACAGUAAUCGUUAACUUUUCUUUUAGCGGCGAUCUCGUGAAGGAUUUAUGUACGAGUAUUUUAUUAACUCUCCUCUUUCCCUCUGUGUUUUCAUCGGUUCGUCGUUAUGUGGGAUGGUAUAUAUUUUGUAUUUAUAUGUACUUUCAUUAAUUUUAGUUUAUUAUUAACACAUUUUAGUCUUCUCUUUCAUGACAUUCCAUCAGUUUGUAAUAUCUGUUUUGACGGAAUAAAGAAAUGCUGAAAAUUAGUCGACGCUACGAGUACAAUGUUCCUAAAUAUAAGGGUUUAUCAUAAUAAUAGCAGUAUCUUAAUUUAAAUUCUCUAUCAUAUUUGUAUUACAAUAAGAAUUUUCUUACACUAUCCGAUUUAUUAUUUUUACUAUGAGGGUUAAUAACUGAUAUAACUAUGUAUUUUAAUACUCUUUUUUUUUGUUAGUAAAUAUUUUAAUUUCAGUAACCAAUAGUUAAAAUAUUCAAUGUUUCUAAAAAUCUUGUGAUGAAUAUAUUUAUUUAUGAUACAAAAUAUGCCCAUUUAGAUAUUAUAGAGAAAAUGAAUAUAGUAUACAUAAUAAUCAUUAGAACAGGACAUACAUCACAAAUAAUGUGACAAUAUACCAGAUACCUAAAUACCUAAUUCGUUGAUACCGUGUUUUAUUUUCUUGUGCCAUUAAGUUUGAUGCGUUAUUAAUUGCUCUAGAGCCGAAGUUUAUUUUUUUAAUUUUGCAUAGUGCAUUUAUAUUUUAUAAUAUCUACUAUCUUUUUAAUUUAUUUAAUGUCUCAUGGAGUGACGCAACAAGGCCCAUCUCUUCUGCUUCUGCCUUCAGACCCCAUCAGAUGUUUCUGCUUGCGAUGCAUCUGCGCUCGCCCAAACCCCUCAACGCCACUGAGGUCCCGUUAAGGAGCCUACGGCAUUUACACACUCAGAUUCAGAAAUAAAACUCUUAUUCGAAUAUAUAAUAAUUUAUUUAUUUUACUAUCAUUUGCGAAAAGCCGACGAACCCAUAGAGUCAACAUUUGAGGAUGCUCCGGUUUCGGGGUGAAACGUAAGUAGAGAGUAUUGUCGGACCUGGGUGACGUUGUCGCAUGGGUUCGUCGGCUUUUCGCGGAUGAUAGCAAAAUAAAUUAUUAUCUAUUCAUGAUGAACUUCCGCAAAGUAACGCCUGUAUGCUUCUAUCCAAUAUCUUAUUCGAAUAAUAAGUAUGUUUUACUAAGAACUGAUUUCUUCAUGCAUAGAGAGACGGUUAUGGUACUAUGGGUAAAUUACAUUGAAUCCUCGGUGCAGGUUUGCGUAGCCCAUGGCAGAGGGUAGCGAGAGAGGAGGAUAUCGAGGCAGCCGCAUUCUUUCUUCAUUAAUUGACUGGAGCGCGUUGCCAUCUUGCCCUCCCACACUCUCUGUUGUCACACCCCGAAUCCUCUACUUACAUCUCUAACAGAUGUAGAGGAUGCGAGGUGUGGAGGGACUCAAUGUGAUUUACCUCGGAUUCCCUCAAAAACCCUACAGAAUAUUCUCAACCUGACUGACAUUAUAGUAUUGACAUGGAAAUCGAACUAGAAACACUAAUAGAAUUUCAAGGCGAGGCAUUUUUAUUGUUACGUCACUACUCACUACUAUGUGUAAAGUCACCAUAACGUACUGACAUUGAUCUUUAUAAUCAAGGGGCUUUAAUAAGUUACGUCACUACCAUGAUAUGUAAAGUCACCGUCAUGACGUACUGGGGUGCUAUUCUGUAACGAUGAUUUUAUAAAGGUGCUGAUAGACUAGCAUUUACUUGUAAUGAGCGUUCGUGAGAAUGUUACAUCACAGAAAAAUACGAGAACAUUUUAGCGAGCAUUCUAGCGAGCAGAUUUGCUUCGAAUGGACACAUCUGGAAUAGAGCGUUCGCUAGAAUUAUCAAGAUGUUCGUAGCAAUAUUUGGCUUGACUCGUUGUUCAGGUUAAGAAAUAUAAAAACAAUGUUCAAUGUUCUGUUACAAGCUCAAGUCCAUCAGCACCUUAACUCGACAGCAUGAGCUUCGAACUCGUCUCUAUCUCUCUCUGUGUAAUACAAUACUAUAGACAGAGAGCGAUAGACAUGAUAUCGAAGCUCACACUGUCGUGUUAUAGAAACAUAGUUACAGAAUAACGUUACUGAUAUUUAUCUUAAUAAUUUGACCAGUGUAAAGUUACCGAAACAACAAUAGUUGUAGUCGUAGUCGACUUUUAAACGUAGAUACCUUUAGAUAUGAAGUGUAACGGUCAGGUCAAAGCGUUUUACCUUCGCUGUUACGGCUUGCUGUUUGUAGAACUGUGGAAGCGUCGAAUUAAGAUUUUCUCGCAAUGCGAAUUUUACUUAUGAAUUUCCAAUAAUUGCUAAGAUAAUAUUAUAUAAUUUCAUCUUAUAUAAGCAAAUGAGACCUGUUAUUAUGAAAUAUACUAGGAGAUAAUAAUUAGAAAAUGCUCUCUUACUCGUAUGUACUAGAUUUUGUGAUUGCUGCUAUUACGAUUAGCACAAUUUAUUUUGUGUAAGGUUUUUAUUUACUUAGUUAUCAAAAUGCACGUUGUAUUGCGAUUACUAUAUUUUUGGUAGCCAGAUAUAUCAUAGUAUUAUAUCAUAGUACAUAUAUAUGAAUUAUAUAUACUAAAACGCUUGUAAUAUCAUAUUAUAUAAAGUUGUAUAGUGCUUAUAAAUAAAUGAAAAAAAAAGAUGAUUUCAAUAUCUAUGAACCCUGUGUAUAUAAUAUGCCUCCAUUUAUUUGUUAACCCGGACAAUAUACAUAACGCCUAUGAUGUUCAUUAUUGAAGGUUAUCACCAGAUGGACUGUAUAUGUGGACUUUCAAGAGAAAUAAAAUCUAUUAUCCAUUGGAUAAUUGCGAAUACCACAA